This is a messenger RNA of Striga hermonthica, 2901 nucleotides long. NCBI's taxonomy places the organism in Eukaryota, Viridiplantae, Streptophyta, Magnoliopsida, Lamiales, Orobanchaceae. The record is from the annotation of a GenBank genome assembly.
AUGAUGAAGGAAGAAGCUAUAAGCUCCUCAGGGGACCCCUUCGUGCCCCCAAUGGCUACUUCUUCCCCUAACCUCACUCCCGCGGCGAGUUCUGCUGGUGCAUCAUCCCCUGCUGUUACUAUAAAAGCUGGCAGCACAGACAGGUUAGGUCAAGGACAUAAUACAAAAGGAAGUUCACUUUCUCGCAUGUGUUUGCCGCCCACGAACAUGUCAUUGAGCACUAGUGCUUGUGGUUCUACUCUUGGAUCAGCACAGCCUUCUUGCAGGCCCUGGGAAAGGGGUGAUCUAUUGAGGCGUCUCUCGACAUUCAAACCUGCGAAUUGGUUUGGCAAGCCUAAGGCAACAAGUUCUCUGGCCUGUGCCAGGAAAGGCUGGGUCAAUGUGGAUGUUGACAAAGUUGAAUGUGAGUCUUGUGCUGCCAUUCUAAAGUUUGUCUCUUCCUCUACUUGGACUCCUGAUGAAGCUAAUGCUGCCGGAGAAGAAUUUGCCAAAAGACUUGAUGAAGGACAUAAAGUUACCUGCCCAUGGAUGGGAAACUGCUGCGCAGAAAGUCUGGUACAGUUCCCACCUACUCCGCCGUCAGCACUUAUUGGUGGUUAUAAGGAUAGAUGUGAUGGACUGCUCCAAUUUCCUUCUCUUCCUAUUGUGUCUGCAUCUGCAGUUGAGAAAAUACGGGUGUCCAGGGGCCCAGAGAUUGACCGCUUGCUGGCCCAAUCUCAGCUUGCACGUAGUGAAUCUGGCAUAAAGCUGGAAAUUCUAUUAGGAACUGAGAACUCCAAAGAUGAUGUCUUCUUCAUAUACACUCGAGCUCAGAAGCUGAUAAGCCUUUGUGGAUGGGAACCCUUGUGGCUUCCAAAUGUCCAAGAUUGUGAAGAGCACUCUGCUCAAUCAGCUAGGAAUGGAUGCUCGACUGGUCCUUCCAGAUAUCGGGGUCCUCCUCGUGAUCCUAGUCGUGGCAAGAAAGCAUUGUCCUCUUCUACGAAAAAGAAUUAUGCUAUCAAUGAAGCUUUAGGUACUUGCUCAAAAACUUUAUCCAGGUCUCCAUUGUUGGAUUGUAGCUUAUGUGGUGCAGCAGUGAGAAUCUGGGACUUCCUGACUGUCCCACGCCCUUCUAGCUUUGUUCCUAACAGCACUGACGUCCCAGAAACUGGAAAGAAGUCGGUAUUAACACGUGGAGUAAGUGCAGCGAGUGGUAUCGGUGGGUGGGUUGCUGCAGAUGGUAUAGAUAAGGACCAUGCAGAGGACCAGGAUGAAGUUGCAACUGGUGAAGGAAAAUCAUUGUCAAAUAUCGGCGUGGAUUUGAACUUUAACACAUCAGCUGGAUUGUCUUCUUCACGGCUGCACAUGAAUUUAACAUCUGAACAGUACCAAGAUGCCGGUAGAAGAAGAGAUCUACUGACUGGGCAGCCUUCUGGCAGUGAGGUUGGUGAUCGUGCAGCUUCAUAUGAAUCACGUGGCCCCAGUUCCCGCAAGAGGAUCCUAGAUGAGGGUGGAAGCACUGUUGACACGCCACAGUUACUUGUUCAACGAGCAGACAGUGUCGAAGGAACUGUCAUCGACCGCGAUGGUGAUGAAGUGGAUGAUGGCGGGCAGUACUUUGCUGGCCCUUCAAAACGUGCUCGUGACUCUGUUGUGGGUCCUAUCCAGGUGCCACAUGCUAAAGACUCCGCUGGUGCGGGUCCUAGCCAGUCAUUUGGCUUUGACGUUGGUGUCGAUCCUUGUAAAGAUGAUUUUGGUCAGGGUCCUGAACAAAUAAUUGGUAAUCCAUCAACCAGAGAUUCACCACAUGUAUCCUCUGUUAUUGCAAUGGACACAAUUAAUCACGAUGCAGAUGAUAAUUCAAUGGAGAGUGUUGAGAACUAUCCUGGAGAUUUUGAUGACAUACAUUUGCCUUCUACAUCGACAGUCAAGAACACGGACGCCAAUGAGACAUCAGAACUGAACUAUAGUAACCAAGCACAACAAAGCACCUGCCCAGUGGCUGUGAGAAGUACAGGUGAAAUAGGUGUAAGCAGUACAAAUGAAGAAGUAGUGAAUGCCGAUACUGGUACUACACAUGGGAAGUACGGUUUCAGCUUCGGAAUUAGUGGUGGAAGUGUUGGAAUGGGUGCUAGCCAUGAAGCUGAAAUACAUGGGAAUGAUGCUUCCGCUUACAGAGUAGAUAGUGUUGGUGGUGACCUAGAACCUGUUGCUGAAGUAACUGACAACCAGGGUCAGACUGGUGAAUUUGGUCCAGAUCCAGGGUUAAUGGGUGAUUUUGUCCCUGAAGAUAUGGACAGAGAGGAUCCUCAAGGUGAUAGUCAAGAAUUGAUGUCCGAAUCAAUAGUAAGAGAAGAUAGUGGCUCGAAAAUUGUGGGUUCAACAAAGGCAGAUUCUGUUGAAAGUGGAGGAAAGAUGAGUAACUUGCGGGCCACCUCAUGCGACAACAGCCCCCAUCCUUCACUUUCUUGCAAUGCUAUUUUGUGUUCUGGCUUUGAAGCAUCCAAGGAAGAAGUAACUCAGGCUCCCGAUCGGACUACCGAUGACUGCGGAUAUGUCGAGUCAGGGUACAACGUUGCAAACGGAUCAGGACCUCCCAGUGGCGGAAACAACUAUGACGAAGUGAUAGAAUUUGAUCCAAUUAAGGACCAUAAUCACUUCUGUCCUUGGGUGAAUGGAAAUGUUGCUGCAGCUGGCUGUAGUAGCAGUGGUGGUGGCUCCAGUUCCAGUCCUGGUGCUCUCGCGCUGUGUGGUUGGCAGCUGACAUUAGAUGCUCUAGACGCAUUUCAAUCACUAGGACAGGUUCCAGUCCAAACAGUGGAGUCCGAAUCUGCGGCUUCCUUGUAUAAGGAUGAUCAUCAUGCUCCAAGCCGGAAGCUCUUGCCACGGCACUCUUUCAACAAAAGCUGUGGGAAGAAUUGA